Messenger RNA from Drosophila gunungcola (fruit fly), 4478 nucleotides. RefSeq names its product nuclear envelope pore membrane protein POM 121. The transcript has 4 exons. Lineage: Eukaryota; Metazoa; Arthropoda; Insecta; Diptera; Drosophilidae. The record is from RefSeq and is a predicted model, not a curated record. Bases 248 to 4204 code for a protein of 1318 amino acids.
AAUAUUUCGCUAUAGAGUGCCAGUUAUUGGUAUAUUUUGGCGCUUCAGCUACGGUCACACCGCUCAAAUUUCCUCUAAAUUUGACAUUUUAUUCCGCUUAAGAUUUAAUUUAAAUUAAAACAGGUGGUUUCGAGGAAAAUUUAAAGUAUUUUAGGCGACACUUGGACGAAGCUAAAACCGCCCCCGCAAGAAUUCCACACCUUCCCAAUUGCACUGUGAAAAAAACCGGUUGCUGACCUUCGGCAGCAUGGAGCGUCGUCGCUUUAACUUGAGCAGCAUGUCGCCCAUGGCGGAUUCCACGCGGAUUGACGCGUCGCUAAUGGGCAAUCGCCACUCGCCCGCCAGUUUCUUGAGGGGGCUGAGUCCCAAGGGGGCGAACACCACGCUCAAUGGCACCCGCACCCCGGAAAGGUCAUUGAUGAACCACACGGCCACAUCGCCCAGCAGCAUAUCGCGACAAAAACUGAACCUCAGCCAGUUGGAUCCCAGAACAUUUGUCGAUGUGCACAGCAGUGGACUGGCCUCCCGGAUAGUGGCCUACCAUGAGAGCAGCCUGGGCGGACGCAGUGGUCUGCAGCGCAGCAUGUCCGCCAGCAAUCUGUACAAUCCACUGACGCAGCCGCGCAGGGCUCCCGCCACCCCGCUGCCCUACAAAUCGAAGGUGCCGGCGCUUUCCAUGACCCAAAUUGCACCACCGGAGCGGAGCUUCUAUUCCGGCAACACACUGCCCAGCCUUUUGCGCUCCAACUCUCUGGCGGGAGUGGUGCACAAGGCCAGCGAGCAGGAGCAGCUGUCGCGGGAGAAUCGACCAAUCUUGCAUCCGCCGCAUCCGCAGCACGAGAGUGAACCAACCAGGAGCGUGCUGGAGGAGCUCAAGGAGAUUUCGCGGAAGCGAAUCAACAGUGGUGAUGCGUCCUCGCCUCACGACUUUACGAAAAGGAGUUGCCAUCGAGGUGUGGACUUUGUGGACCACCACCGUCACCAACAACAGCUCACCCAGAUGCCGCAGCAUCAGCAGCAGCAAAAUCAGUCCUUUAAGAGACAACGCGAACUCACUGUAUCGGUUCCUCUCAGGCAUCAUUCGACAUCGCUGGUGCCUGCUCCACCUUCAAUGCAGCAUAUGCUCUCCAAUGGCAGCAUAUCGCCCACCCAGUCGCCGGAGCAGCUUGCCAAGCGGCCCAACUGCAGCUACAACAACGACAUUGCCUCCUCGCUGAGCUCCAGUCGGCGGCACAGAAACAAGCGGAAGCUGUUCGACAUGCGGGAGAGCUUUCAGCGGAGCAAAUGUGAGCCCACUGCCAGUGGGAGCUCGCCGGACAACUCCCCCGGCGAGAAUGUGGCCAAAAUUCAGCGUAAAGUGAUCGCAGAAUCGGUUACCAAGGCGUCGAGCAUGCCCGUUCUCUCUGUGUCGCCAGUGCCUCCUGCGCGGACAAUUUCAGCACCUCCAGCAGAUCAGAGAUCUGCAGAAGUUCCGACUGUGACGGAGAAACCCAAGCUUACGCUAUUCAAUGCGCGGCAGUCUCAAACGAAAGCGGAACAGCCGCGACAGGAUCUGAACAGUCCGGAGGUUGAUGCCGGGGAAUGCGCGGGCAUUAAUUUUGUGAAGCCUAAGCAGCAGAACUCCAUGCUGGGCGUUAAAAAUCCCAGUGUUGAACGCACGCACAAGACCAAACUGGCCAUAAUGCUCAGUGGAUUGAAGGGUGAACUGUACCAUGGUGAACCGGACGAACUAGACGCUCCAGCGCCAGCUCCUGUGGACCUGCCAACGCCCAUAAAACCUACAAUUGCGCCGCCUGUGACUACAACUACAACCACCACGACCACAACCUCCACCGCGACCAUGAGUACUUCGGCGCCCAGCAAGCCGGUAAUACUAAGUAACCAGGUGAUAAAGCCAGCGGAAACGUCAACCACAAGUACCACCGACCCACUGCCGAAACUUGUGUUUGGCCAGUCGGCGACGACCGCUUCACCGAACCCAGCAGCGGCGCCAAAGACCACCGAGAAGGAUCCGGCACCACCAGCAGGAAUCCCUGCCAAGCUCGAAUUACCAGCUAAAUCUUUGGCGCCUGCAGCAACAACUCAACCAUUGAUUACUUUUGGCACACCGAAAUCCUCUGCUGCACCCACACUCUCAUUUGGAAAUGCCAGCACUACUGUAACUACUACUUUAAGCACCAGUGCCACCACCACAAAGCCAAUGUUCUCAUUUGGGCAACCGUCUGCCAAUGGAACAACAGUAGGCGUCGCAUCUGGAUUCAAAAUAGACAGCCCCGCAACGACAAAAGCCAAUUCAACUAACUCAGGAACGCCGGCCACAACUACAACUACUUUUGGAGCGGUCACAACUACAAUUACUUUUGGAGCGGCCACAACUACAACUACUUUUGGAGCGGCCAUACCAACGACGACAUCGACCACGUCAUCCAUCAGCUUUGGCAAGCCGAUUUCAGCAGGACCAACAGGACCGGCCACAAUGAACAACCCAGCCACAGAAAUAAUAUCGCCAUUUGGAACAGGACCAUCGACCACUAGCAAUGCGAUGAACUCAUCGGGAAGCAAACCAAUAUUUGCCUUUGGACAGUCGGGCAAUGCAACCUCAGGGACUCCGGCAAGCAGUGGAAAUGAAGCACCUGCUGCCAAACCGGCUGUUUUCAGCUUUGGCGGUAGCACCACUCAACCAGCUGGAGCAGCAUUAACACAAUCGUUUGGCAGUCAAUCGCAGCCGGGCGCUAACUCUUUUGCCGGGGUUUUCAGUCAACCCGCGGCUACCAAGGCCGAGCCAACUAAGCCUGGUAUCUUCGGAAGUCAGGACAACAGCUUUGGAAGCGCCUUUAAACCACCAGGAGAUGCCGCAGCAACCACAGCUGCCGAGCCUGCCAAGCCAUUCGGUUUUGGAGCUACCACAACCGUGGCAGGCGGAGCCCCAGCGCCCACGAAUCUCUUUGCCUUUGGAGGAUCAGCCACAUCGAAGACAACAGAACCUACUACAACUAAUACCGCAAACAAUGUGUUUGGUCAGAAUGCAGCUACCACCAAGCCCUUUGCCUUUGGAGGAGCAGCAGCAGCAGCAGCUGGAGGAAGCAGUGAAAAUAAGGACAACAAAUCAAUAUUUGCAUUUGGAGGAGGAGGAGGAGCAGGAGCAGACAACAACUCGGCAGCCAAGCCGAGUUCGUUGUUUAACUUUGGCGGCGCGGAAAAGAGCGCACCACCUGCCUUUGGCAGCGCAGCACCAUCGGCAUCAUCUGCAGCGCCCACACCGGCAAGCAACGCCUUUGGAUUCGGCUCAGCCCAGCAGAAGCCUGCCACACCCAUGUUUGGCAGUGGAUCAGCCCAACAGGCCGCGUCUGCAGCCCCUCCUGUGGCAGCCACCAAACCAUUUGGAUUUGGAGGUGCCCAGCAGGCGUCUGCACCAUCGGCGUCGCCAGCUUCUGGAGGAUUCUCGUUUGCCGCAGCGGCAUCAAAGAAUACCUCUGAAGCGAGUGGAACAAAUAUGUUUGGCAGUCCCGCCAGCACCAGCAAGACGACUUUUAACUUUGGCGGAAACACCGGCAACCAGACAGGAGCAGCAUCGCCAGGUGGCUUCUCUUUUGCCACACCAACCAAGAAGGAAGCGCCUGCGGCCACAAACAUGUUUGGAAGCCCCAACACCGGAGUGGUUAAGCCAAGCUUUAGUUUUUCAAACAACAAUCCGUGCACCCAAUCAGCAGCUCCUGCUCCGGCGCCCAGCUUUGGAGGAUUCGGAGCACCAGCAGCGCCACCAACAGGCGCAUCCAAUCAGAACAAACCGUUUGCCUUUGGAGGAGGCUCGGCGGCUCCCGCUCCCAGCGCCUCACCCAUGGGCGGCAACCUGUUCGCCAAUGCGGUGGCUGCCACCCAAAACCAACCGAAGCCGGGAGGAGUCUUCCCGUUCGGCGGGGCUAAGAGCACCGCCAGCAGCACGACAGCCGGCAAUGCGCCCUUCUCCUUUGGCGGAGCAGCUACAGGCGGCAUCGCCUCGCCGCCCAGCAACCAGGGCAUGAACACAGCGAAGCCAUUCACCUUUGGAAGCCCAGCACCUGCGCCGGCAGCUAGCAAUCCGGCAGGAGCCUUCAGCUUCGGCGGCGGCGGCAGUCCGGCCCAACAGGCGAACGCCGGAAACAUGUUCGCCCCACCGUCGGAGAGUCGACCCAUCCGCAAAGCCACCCGGCGACUGCAGAAAUAAGUCCGCGACCCAAAUUAAUGUGUAGUUCAUUAUUGUUUUUCUAGUUAAAUUAUUGUUUUUUACCAGACAGUGCAGGAAUGUAGUUGGCAAUCCAAAAUGUAAUAUACAAAUCCAUUUCUGUAAAUGUGAUUGUCUCUAAAGCGUAUAGAAUUAGAAACGUAUCAUUUAAUUAUAUUUUUAUGCAUUCAAUAAACAAAAUGUAUGUUAUUGAAAUCAAUAUAAAACCAACUAAAAAUAAACAAUGAAGUAUGAACCUUGAAGUGUUCAAAUUACA